AUGGCAAAAAGAAAAAGUAGACCUUUUACAAGGUCAGGGAAGAUCAGGAAACUAGAUGGUGAAAAGAAGUCGCCUGUAACCCUAAUCGACGAUGACGAUGGGGUUGAUGGACACGAAGGGAGUUCCAGCCAGAUAGUGCUAAACUCAACUCAAACCGCCCGAAACUCUAUGUCUCCAACAGUAUCAGAGCUCCUCCUUAAAGCUAAGGAGAGAGAGGGUGUCCUGAUAAGGAAGAACAAGAAGCUGAAAAAGGAAUUGGACUCUCUUCGCAAACAAGGGGCUGACAAGAUAUGCCAUACCACAACUUCUGACCACACCACUUCAUCUGAGUCAUCAUCUGAGUCCUCUUCCACCAGUAAUUCAUCUUCCUCUUCUUCCUCCAAUUCUUCAUUGUCAUCAGACGAUGAAAGUCAUAAGAAAAGGCGUUACAAAAAAAAGCAUACAAGGAAAGACAAAAGGCAUCGGAAGGAAAAGAAGUCGGCAAAAGCAAGGCAUCGCAAAAAGCACAAGAAGGAACAGAAGUCCGCAAAACCUGAAUGUGGACAAAGAGCUUCCAGUCCAAAAGACAUCGUUGCAAGGUACAAGAAGGUUCUGCGGGCUUACAACCGUGGAAAAAAACUUGGGGAAGCGUGUACCAUUGCUGGUGUUACAGAGCUGACCGUUCGAUCAAAAGCAGCUAUCCCAGAGUUGGCUAUAGCUUCACCAGAAAAAUUUGAGGAGCUUUUGGCAGGCUACAACAAAAGAGGAAAAAUUUCUGAUUUUCUAAGUAAAUGUGAAGACCUUAUUGAGAAUGAUACACAGGUCAGAGCUGAGAUAGCAAAACUCAAAAAUGAGGGCAAUCUCAUACCCUACAUUAAGAGGGAGCCGAAGUAAGCCCCCCGCCAACAACCCUCUUAUGUUUAAGCAGUGUUUAUUCAUGUUGUGUUCAUGUUUACUGUCUGAUUGUCUGAAGAGGCAGCAGAAGUAAGUGCCCCUCGCCCCACCACCCUGUUUUGUUUACGCUGUGGUGUUGCAAUGAAGGAUUGAUAGCCUUUUAAGCUAUUAUGUUUUUUGUUUGAUUUUUAUUUGCUUAUUGCCCUGCUCUGAUGGAUCAGAAGUUUUGAUUUCAAUAAAUAUCUCUUGAUAUUAAA
Alosa sapidissima (American shad) is the source of this 1130-nucleotide messenger RNA. Its product is annotated as vitellogenin-like. Gene Ontology annotation, cellular component: nucleoplasm. The record is from RefSeq and is a predicted model, not a curated record. The coding region runs from base 1 to 873 and encodes 290 amino acids. NCBI's taxonomy places the organism in Eukaryota, Metazoa, Chordata, Actinopteri, Clupeiformes, Clupeidae. The transcript is spliced from 4 exons.